Molecule: messenger RNA, 2245 nt
Organism: Hypomesus transpacificus
Lineage: Eukaryota; Metazoa; Chordata; Actinopteri; Osmeriformes; Osmeridae
Gene: tgif1
Product: TGFB-induced factor homeobox 1
Exons: 3
Coding region: 288-1205 (305 amino acids)
Biological process (GO): regulation of transcription by RNA polymerase II
Molecular function (GO): DNA-binding transcription factor activity, RNA polymerase II-specific; RNA polymerase II cis-regulatory region sequence-specific DNA binding
Source: RefSeq, a predicted model, not a curated record
AAGAUAGCUGUCACCCAGUUUCGUGAUCAAACACACAUUGAAUGAGAAAGGCAAGCCAAGAGAGGCGCAGAUCUCAGGUACCCUAAGUCUCUAGCAAAUAAAACGACGGACAUUUAAAACGAAAAGGAUAUUAACCGAUUUCACAUUUGCAGCCACUUGGAAUAUACGUGUGGGGAAUACCUGGGAAAGAAGAACAGCAAGGACUAAAUCGAAGGAGAGGAAAAAAAACAAAAAAAAAACACUGCGCUUUUCUCGUGGCCACCGUGAAAAGGGGAUUUCUGGCGGACAUGAAGACAAAAAAGGGCAUGAUGAUGUUGUCAGGGAGCGAGACAGACGAGGAUGACGGCAUGGACGCCCCCCUGGACCUAUCAUCCAGCUCGGGGGGGAGCGGGAAGAGGAAGAGGAGGGGGAACCUGCCCAAGGAGUCUGUCCAGAUCCUGAGGGACUGGCUGUUUGAGCAUCGCUACAAUGCCUAUCCCUCUGAACAGGAGAAAUCCCUGUUGUCUAUCCAGACCCAGCUAUCCACUCUGCAGGUGUGUAAUUGGUUCAUCAACGCCCGGCGACGACUGCUACCUGAGCUGCUGCGAAAAGACGGCAAGGACCCCAACCAGUUUACCAUCUCCCGGAAAGGCAGCAAGGCGGGCGACAGCUUCUCCGACAACUCCCAGUCGCCCAAGCACGCCGCCACCGCCACCGGCACGGAGGACGCUUACGACAAGCGUGGCCUCCAUCCCUCCAGCUUCGAGCCCGACGUCCCCAGCGUCCUGAGGAUGACCUCCUCCCCGUCCUCCUCUUCCCCCACCUCAGCCUCCCCGUCCCCGCCGGUGGCCGCCCCCGCCCGCCCGUCCGUCAUCUGUCACACCACUGUCACGGCGACCGUGCAGCCAAGUCACUCCUCCCUUCCCUACUUCCUGAGUUUGAACACAGACAGGGCGGCGGAGCUGCUGCAGUCGGCGGCUGCUCUGGGCGGGCUGCUCAGGUGUAAGGAGGAGGUGCUGGAGAGCCCCGCUGAGAAGACCACCAUCCCUCCCACCACCACCACCACCCUGGAGGGGAGCAUGAGCCCCCAGAGCGGGCUCUUCAACACCCCGCCCCCCACCCCGCCAGACCUCACCCAGGACUUCAGCGGCUUCCAGCUCCUGGUGGAUGUGGCCCUCAAACGGGCAGCCGAGAUGGAGCUGCAGGCUAAGCAACGGGUCUCGUAAGAUCAGGGAGAAAGAGAGAGGAAAGAUGGAGCUGGAGGGGGAAAAAGGAAUAGAGAAUCAACUCGUUUCGUUUCUCACGAGGAACUUGUCUCUGCGAGUUGAAUCAACUUGUCGGUGCGCAACAGAGAACAAACCCACGUCAACAGACGCCUGGUCAUUUCUAUUUUUGGUAUACCAAUCAAAACUGAUGAGGAUUUUUGUAAUAGAAAGAAAAAAGACUGUAUUAAGGUGCCUUGGAUAGUUCUUUUUUUUCUUCUUUCAUAUACAAGCGUAUGUAUCUAAAUGUGUAUCAUUUUUGCACACAGGACCAAAAAAUGUAGGACAAAAGCUGCCUGUUUUACAACUUUCCUUUUUAUUUCCCAAGUUAAAGGUGUUUCUUUUAUUUUAUUCCCCUUCUCCUCCCCCGAGGAUGGGUUGUUUUACAUUUCAGUGAUCUGUCUGCGAUCGAUCUGACUCCCCUCCGUUCUUUUGCACAGCAGGACGGCAGGAGACUCAUCUCUGUGUCUUAAUCAUACUUUGCUCUGGACAUCGACGAGGAACUCUAUUCACUACUGUAGUAAGUGUUAUGUGUUUUCAUGAUAAGAGUAUAGUUUUUGCCUGUUCUAUUUUGCUACUAUUCCUUUCACUAUUUUUCAAAGGAAACCUUUUUUAUUUUAUUUUUUUCUGGUUGAAUUUUGUUGUUGUUUUUCCUUCGGAGGGAAUUCAGAUGAACUUAUUCAGAUGAACAUAUUCAGAGGUAUGUAGCAGGUUCUUAGUCUGAACCUUGUGUCUUCACCCAGAGUAGCAGUGGCCAGUGGACUGGAAGUAUAACACUAUAUAGGUCUGUUUUGCAUUUGUUAUCGUAUUACAACCAGACUGAGCAUCUCAAAAUCACCAAAAAACAACUAAACAAAAAGAAAGCAUUUCAUGUACAAAAGGACCAUGUGUAUAGCUAAUGUGACAUGAUGCCCAAUGAUGUGAUUUCUUUUCAUACUGUGCAAUGUUUGUGGCAAAUAGGGGUCACAUGGGAUUCAAAUAAAGUUUUGUUUUCUACAAAUUUC